UUAUUGAUUUAUCACGGCACAUUUAAAGGGCGCUCGCGGCACACCGGUUGGGAACCACUGUAUUAGUACGUACUAAGGGAUCGUAGUCAUACACAGUUAUAAGAAUACACGUGUACACGUGAUCCAGAUACACGUCUCAAAAAUAUAUUAAGAUCCGUGUUUUUUAUACACGAUUAUUUUUUACCGAUAAACGUGUAUUAACACUCGUUGGUCUUUACCUACCUAUGUAUUUAUUAUAUGUAUUAUACAUUCACGGUUUAUUUGAAAAUAUAAUGGCUCAUCUCUAUAUUAUUUUAAUCUAAUAACAUUUACGAUACUAUAAUUUGUCUAUUUUUAGGAAUGAUUGCUCGGGAACUUUUUGAACAGACUUCGUUCACGGAUGAUGUCCGGUACAGGGGUAGUAUCGUGAAUGUAUUUCGGUACACAUCGGUCAGGCUGGAGUGCAAAUCGGUAACGCCUGUUGGGAACUUUACUGUUUGGAACAUGGCAUCCAACCGGAUGGACAGAUGCCUUCUGACAAAUCAGUGGGUUGCGGGGAUGACAGCUUCAAUACGUUCUUUAGCGAAACUGGCGCCGGUAAACACGUGCCUAGAGCCGUGUUCGUCGAUCUAGAACCUACUGUCGUGGACGAAGUGCGGACCGGCACGUACAGACAACUGUUUCACCCAGAACAAUUGGUCACGGGCAAAGAGGACGCAGCUAACAAUUACGCGCGUGGUCACUACACCAUCGGCAAAGAGAUCGUCGACCUGGUGCUAGACAGGAUCAGAAAGCUCGCGGACCAGUGCACCGGGCUCCAAGGAUUUUUGAUAUUCCACUCGUUCGGUGGCGGCACCGGUUCCGGUUUCGCUUCGCUGCUCAUGGAACGGUUGACCGCGGACUACGGGAAAAAAAGCAAACUGCAGUUCGCCGUUUACCCGGCGCCCCAGGUGUCCACGGCGGUGGUGGAGCCGUACAACUCGAUCCUGACCACGCACACGACUCUGGAGAACUCGGACUGCGCGUUCAUGGUGGACAACGAGGCGAUCUACGACAUAUGCCGUCGGAACCUGGACAUAGAGCGGCCCACGUACACGAACCUGAACCGGCUGAUGGCGCAGAUCGUGUCGUCCAUCACGGCAUCACUGCGGUUCGACGGCGCGCUGAACGUUGACCUGACCGAAUUCCAAACGAACCUGGUGCCGUUCCCGCGGAUCCACUUCCCGUUGGCCACGUACGCGCCGGUCAUAUCCGCGGAGAAGGCGUACCACGAGCAGCUGUCCGUGGCCGAGAUCACGAAUGCGUGCUUCGAACCGGCCAACCAAAUGGUCAAGUGCGACCCGCGGCAUGGCAAGUACAUGGCGUGCUGUAUGCUGUACCGCGGCGACGUGGUGCCCAAGGACGUGAACGCCGCGAUCGCCACCAUCAAGACGAAGCGCACCAUCGUCUUCGUCGACUGGUGCCCGACCGGGUUCAAGGUGGGCAUCAACUACCAGCCGCCCACCGUGGUGCCGGGUGGCGACCUGGCCAAGGUGCAGCGAGCCGUGUGCAUGCUGUCCAACACGACGGCCAUAGCCGAAGCGUGGGCUCGGCUCGACCACAAGUUCGACCUGAUGUACUCGAAACGCGCGUUCGUCCACUGGUACGUGGGCGAGGGAAUGGAAGAGGGCGAGUUCUCGGAGGCGCGCGAGGACCUGGCUGCCCUGGAGAAGGACUACGAGGAGGUGGGCGUGGAGAUCAACGUGGAGGAGGGCGAGGGCGAGGGCGACGCAUAACCGCCGCGCCGUUCUCAUGCAUUCGCGUACUGUUAAGACGAACUUACCAGUCCCGACGCAUCGUAUCGUGAUCAACGAGUACCGAAUGCAUGCAUCCGUUGCUGUAAUAUCUAUAUAUUUAUACAUACGUAAUACACGUUCAAUCACUCUUUA
Sipha flava (yellow sugarcane aphid) is the source of this 1907-nucleotide messenger RNA. RefSeq names its product tubulin alpha-1 chain-like. NCBI's taxonomy places the organism in Eukaryota, Metazoa, Arthropoda, Insecta, Hemiptera, Aphididae. Gene Ontology annotation, molecular function: GTP binding; structural constituent of cytoskeleton. The transcript is spliced from 4 exons. The record is from RefSeq and is a predicted model, not a curated record. Gene Ontology annotation, biological process: mitotic cell cycle; microtubule cytoskeleton organization. Bases 507 to 1754 code for a protein of 415 amino acids. Gene Ontology annotation, cellular component: microtubule; cytoplasm.